Molecule: messenger RNA, 1412 nt
Organism: Prunus persica (peach)
Lineage: Eukaryota; Viridiplantae; Streptophyta; Magnoliopsida; Rosales; Rosaceae
Product: ethylene-responsive transcription factor 1B
Exons: 1
Coding region: 37-1068 (343 amino acids)
Biological process (GO): regulation of DNA-templated transcription; ethylene-activated signaling pathway
Molecular function (GO): DNA-binding transcription factor activity; DNA binding
Source: RefSeq, a predicted model, not a curated record
AAAGGAACAUCUAAAAAAAUUGAAUUCUUACCUGAGAUGGCCGCCAUGUGUGUCUUUGACUCACGUGGAUACUUGGCCCCGCAUUUCAAAUUCAACCCUCUUUCUUUCCUUUUCACCAUUAUUUUCAUUUCUUUAUUAUUAUACUUCAAACCCAUGGGGUGGGGCCUUCCCUCCCUCCUUCCCCUAUAUAAACGCCUAAUGCGUUCGAAAUAUUUUCCAUCACCCCAAACCACACACGCCACUCACUCACUACUACCAUAUCAAUUCCAAUUGUUCAAACGACACCUACAACAACAAAAAUUCCAUUUCCAAAUUAUUCAAACUAUGGAUUCUUCAUUCUUCCAAAACCCCAUUUCUGAAUUUUCCUUUGAUUCUUCUUCUUCUUCCUUCAACUCAACUCUAGAUCAAUACUAUUCUUCUGAUCAUCAUCAUCAUCUGUCAUGGUCAUGGGACUUUGUUGAUCACCACCAUCACAGUCAACCCUUGCCCCAGCUACCAUUCAAUGAGAACGACUCCGAAGAAAUGCUUCUCUAUGGAGUUCUUGCGGAGGCGCCCGCAGGAGGAGAUCACAACAACUCAUCGGAGACAAUAACUCAUUCCAACAAAGAUAUUCACGAAGAGGUGAAUUCUUCUAAUUCCACUCCCGAAGAGGAUCAAGAGAUUUCCUACAGAGGGGUUCGGCGGCGGCCCUGGGGAAAGUUCGCGGCGGAGAUAAGAGACUCCACUCGAAACGGUGUCAGAGUUUGGUUGGGGACAUUUGAUACGGCGGAGGAGGCAGCCUUGGCUUAUGACCAAGCAGCAUUUGCCAUGCGGGGGUCUUUGGCUGUCCUCAACUUUCCAGCCGACGUCGUUUAUCAGUCACUUGUGGAGAUGGAGUAUGGAUUCGAAGAGGGUUCGUCUCCGGUGUUGGCCUUGAAGAGAAGGCACUCCCUCAAGAGGAAGUCGUCAAUGAACAAAAAGAAGAAAUUAUCAGAUCAUCAAAAGAAUGAUGAUGAAGAUCAGUUGGUGUUGGAGGAUUUAGGCGCAGACUAUUUGGAGGAGCUUCUCCGCAUAUCUGCGAUGACCUAGCUACAAGCUAAUAGCGCUGCGAGCCGUCCUCAUAGAAAUUGUCCGUUUGUGUCGGCCAUGCCAUUUUUGGACCUUGUUUUUUCUUUUUUGGGAAAGUAAAGUUGGAUUGAGAAGGUGGAGAUGACGGGCACUCGGUGAUUCUUAGUUUCUUCUUAGAUAAAUGUUAUUCACCUUUGUUUCUUUCCUUGUAUAAAUUUCAAGAUAAUUGAUGAGUAAAGUAGCUUUUAAUUAGUCAACUAUGACAAAGAGAGAGAGUAGUUGGUGUACAGUUCUUUGCUAAUUAUUUUAGUCUAUAUUAAUAAUUGAUUAAUAGAUUCAAAGUAGUUGAAAAAAAGAAGAAAAAG